Molecule: messenger RNA, 2330 nt
Organism: Capsaspora owczarzaki ATCC 30864
Lineage: Eukaryota; Filasterea; Ministeriida; Capsasporidae
Product: solute carrier family 38
Exons: 10
Coding region: 8-2230 (740 amino acids)
Biological process (GO): amino acid transmembrane transport
Molecular function (GO): amino acid transmembrane transporter activity
Source: RefSeq, a predicted model, not a curated record
UCCAGUCAUGCCAGACGAUCGCUCGCCAUUGCUUCCGUCGUCCAGCGAGCACCCGUCCGCCGCUUCGUCGUCGUCGUCUGCUUCAUCAACUGGAAGCAGCAGUCGACGUGGACAGCAGAAGCAGCAGAAGCAGCAGAAGCAGCAGCAGCAGUCCAGGCGUCGACUUCAGCCGCAGCCGCGUGAGGCAUCUGAUGCGCAGAACAGCGACGACGACGACGAUGAGGACGCCGCCGAGCCGACCGACGGGCUUCUUGUGAACAACCCGUACUACUCCAUCCAAGGCGCAUCGCAGCCCAGCGAGGUCGUCAGCAGCAGCACCGUCAGCAGCAGCAGCAGGGCGGGACUCAUGCAUGGGGAUCGUGACCAGCAGCAGCAGCGAACCGCCUCGUCUGCUGCUUCGUCUGGUGCUACUACGACUACUACUACUACUUCUACAACUACUGCUGCUGCUGCUGCUUCGUCCAGCAGUCUGCAGGUGGGCGACGAGACGCGGUCGGCGGCGGCUGCGGCUGCACUGUCGAGGCAUUCGCCAACACCGCAGACGACAGGAUCGCUGCUGGGACCUCACAGUGCUGGUGCUGGGCCCCACUAUGGUGCAACGGGCACUACCACGAGCAAUGCUGCUACUGGCUCGUCAAGCAGCGCGUUGGCUGGCAAGUCCAAGCACGGGCACUCGCGCCACCCGUCUACGUCCUCGGAUACGUCCGCUGGACUGCCACGCGUUGCGAGCGCGCACUCGUUGACUGGAACUGGCCGCGAUCACAGCCCGAGCAAUGCUGCAUUGUCAACCUCGUCCUCGGAUCCGCAUCUGCUCAGUACGCACUCAAUCACAAGCAAGAGUGGCGAACGCAGGCCCCUCAACUACACACCAACCAGCUCGCCGACUCCCGCGUCCGCCAUGUACAGCCGCUACAAGUACUACAACAAGCUUGCCCCUGCCGAAGUUGAGACUCUGCGGAUACCCAACCAUGUUUUGCCGCCCAAUUUGUUCAUUCUGUCAGCAAUUGGCGGCAAGGCGUCGAAGCCAUCGCAGUCGAGUCUUGUCACCAUCCUCUCGAUCUGGAACACCAUGAUCGGAACAUCCAUGCUCUCCAUGCCUUGGGCAAUCCAACAAGCGGGAUUCUCUCUUGCCAUCAUUACCAUGAUUGCCAUGGCCUUGAUCACGCUGUACACUUGCACGCUCGUGGUUCGUCACGGCAAUGGUGGAUUUGGUCCCAAGGGUGAAGAAGUCGAACUGCCAGAGGUUGCUCAGCAAUUCCUGGGUCGAAAAGGAUUCUACGUCGCCAUCACAUUUGCCUUGGUCACUUAUGUUGGCGCGCAAAUUGUGUAUUGGGUGUUGAUGUCUGGAUUCUUGUUUGCCACGGUUGAUUACAUCCACGAUCACGGAAACAGCAACUCCUCUAGUACAUCGUCAGAUACCUUCAGCGAGUACUGGAACAAUACCUACGCUCCUUUGUAUUUGGUUGUGUUGCUGUUCCCCCUUUGCAGCUUCAAGUCCCUGACCUUCUUCACCAAGUUCAACUCGUUCGGAGUCGUUUCGAUUGCCUACAUCAUCUUCUUUGUGCUCUACAAGGGCGCCGAAAGUGGCGUGCACUUUGACCACGUUAAAGAGUUUGACGGGCACUUUAUUUCUCUCGCUGGUGUCUUGACCCUGUCCUUCUUUAUGCACAAUGGCAGUUUGUCCAUUGUGCGCAACAACCGCAACCCGGCCAACAAUGUUCGCGAUCUCAGCAUUGCAUACGGUCUUGUGGCCAUGACCUACGCCGUGGUUGGAUUUAUCUUCUUUAUCACUUUUGAUGGCGAUAAAGAUAAGAUUACCUCCAAUCUGCUCGAGAACUUCCAAAAGAGCGACGUCAUGGCGCUUGUUGCACGCUGCUUCCUGCUGUUCCAGAUGAUUACAGUAUUCCCCCUGCUCAUGUACAUUGUGCGCUUCCAGUUCAUGAAUUCCUUCUUUGGUAGUCCGUACCCGAGCUUCUUCAAAGUAACUGUGCUCAACGCAGUCAUCACCGCUGCAUGUGUCACGAUGGCUAUCGUGUACCCAAACAUCGGCGACAUUAUUCGGUUCACUGGAGCUUUCAGCGGGUUGGCGCUCGUGUUUGCUCUUCCAUGCCUCAUUCAUCUCGAAGCGCUGCGUCGCGCAAACAAGUUGACGCGCACUCAGCUCGUUCUGCACUGGGGCUUGAUUGUCCUUGGCGCUGGCAAUUUGAUUGGCCAGUUUGCGGUUCUUUGAUUUUGAGCAUUUUGUUUUUGGUUUGCUCGUGCAUCCUCCUUGCGUUUUGACGUUAACAUGUCUUGCCAUUUAUUAAAAUUCGUUUAGAAUACAAGUUCGC